Molecule: messenger RNA, 6320 nt
Organism: Phycodurus eques (leafy seadragon)
Lineage: Eukaryota; Metazoa; Chordata; Actinopteri; Syngnathiformes; Syngnathidae
Gene: adgrb2
Product: adhesion G protein-coupled receptor B2
Exons: 36
Coding region: 719-5962 (1747 amino acids)
Biological process (GO): cell surface receptor signaling pathway; negative regulation of angiogenesis; peripheral nervous system development
Cellular component (GO): plasma membrane
Molecular function (GO): G protein-coupled receptor activity
Source: RefSeq, a predicted model, not a curated record
UGCCGACUGAGAGCCACUGCCUGUGGAUCCUCUCUCCGAAUAGCACAGCAGACGUUAUCGCCUCCAUCUGCCUUGCACGGAUGAAGUCGGGGUAGUUCGAAUAUUUUGGGCUUUUUUUUUUUUUUUUUUUGGCGUCAAAUCAAGAGCUCCCUUGGACUUGGAAUACCGGGCAUCAUUUGGAAGAAAAAAAAAAGAGUGAGCGAGCACUCUCCCACUCCGCUUGCUCCUGCUGCAGCCGGUCUUGUUGCUUUGGAAUAUACAUGCGCCAAACCAUGGAGAUAAUAUGACAUGGAUGAUUUAUGGUUUUUAGCAACCAACGCAACGACGGUGGCCCCUUUCUCCCCUUCUGUUUUUCUUUCCUUUACCCUUUUCGUGUUGAUCUGUUUUGUGCUUUCCUUUUGACUCAUGCCUAGUUUAUGAUUUAACGCCCCCAAUAGUCACCAUUCCUUUUUAAAAUUUAUUUAUUUUGUUAUAAUUCCACCCUUUUUUGUUCUUUUCAAUUUUACUUAUGGGAUACCUCGCCAAGAACAGUUGUGUGGAGAAGAUUUCCGGAGCUGCAUCCAAAAAUGAAUGAAUGAAUGAGUGGUAGUCUAUCUCGCUCUCUGCACCUGAAACGUGCCAUGGAUGAGAAACUUCAUUUGGAUCCACGGAACCGAUCGGGGAUUACUCGUUACAUCAAAUAACUACUUCUGACAGCGACCAGGACGAAUGUCAUAGGAUGAACACUGCUGGUGGGGUGUAUCUGUCUGUGCUGUCCUCUCUCCUGGCUGUGCUCGGGGCCCUGGCUGCUGUGUCUGCCCUCGCUCUGGCUCCUCUGUCCGCACUGGCCAAUGUUGCCAAUGGGGCCGCCGAUGUCACCCCCGGCACCGGGGUAGCGGGACCCCCCUCACCCAUCUCCACGCCCUGCUCCAGCUUGGUAACUGGGGUGCUCUAUGGCUCUUUCUCCCUAAGGGAGCUUUUUCCCUCCAGGGCUCCAGGGUGUUCCUGGUCCCUGGAAAACCCGGAUCCCACCAAGUAUUCCCUCUACCUCCGCUUCAACCGCCACCCUUCCAUCUGUCGGACGCACUCCCCCAUGCUGCUUUCCCUUGACCACCACCUGGCCAAUCAAAGCUGUCCGCUUCACUUAGAGGAGAAUUCAAUUCGGGAUCAGGAAGUCAUCGAUCUCUGUAGAAGCCAUUCCAACUCGGAUGUUCUUUACUCCUUCCUGCAGUUUGAUAAGAACUUCGUCCAAUUAUGUCUAAGCAGACAUCCAGCCGCAGACCGACCUCAGGUAUCCAAGGAUUUACUGGAGAUGAGGCUGGUGGAGGUAUUACUCAUUAACAACGAGAACUCAAGUCAGUUCACCUGCGGUGUGCUCUGCCGAUGGUUUGAGGAAUGUUUACGAACCGGUGAUCGCAAAGAAGAGGAUGUCCUGACACGGGAUGGUUGCGGAUUGACACAAACGGGCUGCAUAUGUCCAAAUCACAAUAUCAUGCCACCUUCUACUCCGCUGAUACCCGAAACAGCUCAAAGUUUCAGCAAUGGUUCAGGGGCUCCGGAUGACUGCUGUGUCACUGAGCUCCACUCCAAUGACCCAAUCGUUAUCGCGCCCAGAGAUGUUCGACAAGAUGCAUAUGAUGACGACAUGAAGGUGAAGACGCAAAGACCAAGAUCAGCUGACCAGCCAGGUGUGUUUCAAGCACAAACAGGCGACCCCGCAGCUGAGGAAUGGUCUCAGUGGAGCGUGUGUUCUCUGACGUGCGGACACGGCUGGCAAGUGAGGACGCGCUCGUGUGUUUCGUCCCCUUACGGUACACUGUGCAGCGGUGCCCUGCGAGAGACGCGCAUGUGCAACAAUACGGCUUCCUGUCCCGGUGAACCAGGGAUAAUAAGCUCAGUGCAUGGACUGUGGCACGAGUGGUCCUCAUGGAGUCUGUGCUCUGUGACUUGUGGGCGGGGCUCCAGGACUCGAACCAGGAAGUGUGUGAACGAAGGUGGGGCAGUGCCUUGCGGAUGGCCCGAGACGCAGACCAAACUCUGCAACAUAGCAGUGUGUCCUGUGGAGGGCAAGUGGUUGGAGUGGGGCCCGUGGUCAAGAUGCAGCGUCUCCUGUAACACGGGCACCCAGCAGAGGCAGAGACGCUGCAGCUCAUCCGUGCACGGCUGGGCCGAGUGCAAGGGCCCCCAUCAACAGAGCAGAGAAUGCACCAACCCUUCAUGCGCUGGCGGAGGGAACUGGGGGAGCUGGAACCCCUGGAGCCUCUGCAGCAAGACAUGUGACUCCGGGUGGCAGCGGCGCUCCAGGACAUGCGAGGGCAACGGGGAGCAAGGUUACCCAUGCGAGGGCUCGGCAGAGGAGGUUCGGUCCUGCAACGAAAAGAAGUGCCCCGCUCCUCACGAGAUAUGUAAAGACGAGAACCUCCUCACUAUCUCGUGGAAGAGAGCCUCAGCUGGCGAAACCGUGUACAACAAGUGUCCAACAAACGCAACUGGAUCUGCUAGUCGUCGUUGCACGCUGGACAAUAAUGGAGUUGCUUUCUGGGGUCCUCCGAGCUUCGCCAGAUGCGUCUCAGUUGAAUAUAGAUAUUUACAUAUAUCUCUACGAGAGCAUCUCGCGAAGGGUCAGAGGACCCUGGCUGGGGAGGGCAUGUCUCAGAUCGUAAGAAGUCUCCUGGAGCUUUUUCAGAGGAGGAGCUACUACAGUGGCGACCUUCUCUUUUCCACGGAGAUCUUGCGAAAUGUGACGGACACCUUCAAAAGAGCAACAUACAUCCCAGCUCCUGACGACGUGCAGAAAUUCUUCCAGGUAAUCAGCCACAUGUUGGACAUGGAAAACCUCGAGAAGUGGGAAGACGUGCACCAGGUCGUCCCCGGUGCUGCCUUGUUGAUGAGAAUUUUAGAAGAUUUCAUUCAUCUCAUUGGCGAAGCACAGAAGCCUUUCCAGAGUUUUUUAGUUGUUACCACCAACCUUAUGAUAACUAUCCAGCGAGAGCCAGUUUCAGCAGUUUCCAGUGAUAUUAACUUCCCCAUGAAGGGCCGGAGGGGGAUGAAGGACUGGGCAAGAACAGCAGAGGACAAGCUCUAUAUCCCGAAGGAGGUCUUCACUGUACCAAAUGAAGAGGCAGAGACAGAUUCAGAAUCAACGAUGUAUUAUGUCAUUGGCGCCAUCCUGUACAGGACGUUGGGCAAUAUUUUACCAGCACCAAACCAACCUGCAGUGAUCAACUCCAAGAUCCUGACAGUGACAAUCCGACCCGAAUUACAACCCAGUGAUCCUGUGGUGGUGGUGGAGCUUGCUUCCCUUUUCAAUGGUACAUCCGAUGCUCAGUGUGUCGUCUGGGACUACAGCAACCCGGAAGCUGGCGCUGAAAACUGGGGCACAGGAGGCUGCCAAACACUCACAUCAACCACUGUCCAAACCAAAUGCCUGUGCAGCAGGAUAUCCACCUACGCUGUGUUAGCGCAGCAAGCUAAAGAGCCGGAAAUGGGUCCCACCAGCAUGCCCUCGGUGCCCCUCAUGGUGGGCUGUGGGGUCUCCUGCACUGCUCUGCUGAUCCUGCUUCUUAUCUAUGCUGCCUUCUGGAGGUAUAUCCGCUCAGAGAGGUCCAUCAUCCUGGUGAAUUUUUGCCUUUCCAUCCUAGCCUCCAAUUUAUUGAUUUUGGUGGGACAAUCACAAACGCUUAGCAAGGGCCUCUGUACGGUGACUGCUGCCUUUCUCCAUUUCUUCUUCUUGGCCUCUUUCUGCUGGGUGCUAACAGAAGCUUGGCAGUCCUACCUGGCGGUCAUUGGCAAAAUGAGGUCACGACUCAUUCGCAAGCGCUUUCUGUGCCUCGGCUGGGGUCUUCCAGCCUUAGUUGUAGCAGUGUCGGUCGGGUUCACCAGAGCAAGAGGUUACGGCACUGUCAACUAUUGCUGGUUAUCCCUUGAAGGAGGUUUGCUCUAUGCCUUUGUUGGACCUGCUGCUGUCAUUGUAUUGGUGAAUAUGCUCAUUGGAAUCGUGGUGUUUAACAAGCUCAUGUCUCGAGACGGCAUCUCAGACAAGUCAAAAAAGCAGCGAGCGGGUGUCCCGGUGGAGGCGCGUAGCCGACUUCUCCUGAAAUGCUCCAAGUGCGGCGUGAUCUCGAGCACAGCACUCUCCAGCUCGACUGCCAGCAGCGCCAUGGCGUCUCUGUGGAGCUCCUGUGUGGUUCUUCCUCUGCUGGCCCUAACUUGGAUGUCAGCUGUGUUGGCCAUAACAGAUCGCCGCUCGACACUUUUCCAGGUCCUCUUUGCCGUCUUUGACUCGGUCCAAGGUUUCGUAAUCAUCACCGUGCACUGCGCCAUGCGGAGAGAGGUGCAGGAUGCGAUGCGUUGUCGGAUGGGGGGAUGUAAAGACGACAGCGAGAACUCCCCAGACUCCUGCAAGAAUGGACAGGUGCAGAUCAUGAAGGGUCCAAAUGCGGCCUAUUGUGAGCAGCAGUGUGGCUCCCUGCAUUACGGCACACGCCCAUGCGCAACUGGGUGCCACCCACAGUUCCUCCCGCCAACGUGCCAGCAGCAGGCCUGUUGUCACAGUCUACCCCGCAAUGACCGCGGGCUUGACCACAGCUGCGUUUUUGACUAUCCGCAUGAGCAAAGCCCCAUGCCAGACAAUAACCACAAUUGCAACCACAAUUCCAGCCAACCAACCGAUUUUGAGAAGGACGUGGACUUGGCAUGCCAAACAGAGAGAGGACACCCAUUCAUUUUCAAGGAGGUGAACACCUGUAACCCAGCCACCAUCACUGGCACCUUGUCCCGGAUAUCCCUGGAUGAUGACGAUGACCCCAAACUUGCUGUUCAUCAGGACGGGGGAGUUGGGGUUAACUUCAGCUCCCUUCCUGGGAACAUCCCGCCUCCCAACCUUAUUGUGCAGGUUCCACCACUUGGAGGGCUCAAUGAGCUGAGCGAGACACCACUGAAGAAGGAGAUGAACGUCGAUCAGCAGAGACAACAGGCGCAGCAGCGUUGUGGCGCGCCAAUCUACUUGUGCACCGAGAGUGGCCUGGGGUGGGCAAGACCGCCCGGGUCCUCCAACACCUCCCAGGAUGGAAGUGCUGGGAGCGGGGGGAGUGGCGGCGGAGGAGGCAGCGGAGGAGAGGGUGACUACAUGGUCUUACCUCGACGGACAGUCAGCAUCAAACCUCCAACGCCGUCCUCCCAAGGAGGAGGCCUGGGACUGGGAGGCGAAGAAAAGCCUCUCAACAUCGCCGUGGAGGACCCCCCCUUCCCUCCUCCCCCCUCUCCCUUGACCCUCCAUCCUGCCGAGAGCGAGGCCUACCCGGCGGACUUUGUGCCCUCCAGUGUGGGCGACAUGAACAUCAACAUGAACCUGAACCGCUCCUACGGGACAAUCAAAACGAUGCCGCACGGACACAGCCACGUGAUGGCUCCGGGUGGUCUCGUACGCUCCCACGGGGGGCACAUGCAUACUCAUGGGCAUUCGCUCCAGCUGAAGCCAGGCCAGAGGCCUUCAGUCAGACAAAUUCUGACAGGGGGAAGCACGAUGGAGAGAACCAGAACCCUGCCACGUAACCUGGGCAGCAAUAAUGCCAAUGCUAGCCACUCAGCAGGAUCCCUCGAGAGGAAAAGAGUGCGAUACUCUGAGCUGGACUUUGAGAAAGUGAUGCACACUCGCAAAAGACACUCUGAGCUGUACCAUGAGCUCAACCACUCCUCCAAGUUCCACACCAUAGACAGGUAUAGCAGGGACCCAGCCAUGUCCACAUUCAAGAGGGAAAAGCGAUGGAGCAUUUCAUCUGCUGGAGGUGAAAAGAACUCAUCCAGUGACAAGUCAACCCCGGAAGACAGAAGCUCGUGGGACAGUUUUAAGACCAUGACCCCUGAGCUGACCAUCAUGCCAGGGGAGCAGAAAGACCGCAUGGAGCUUCACAAUAAGAACUGGGACUCGUCUUCUGCAAAUACUCCAGAGUCAUCUGAGGGUGACUUCCAGACUGAAGUGUGAUCACACUCCCAUGUCCACGCACACAUCAAGACACUGAACUCCAGAAGAGAUUUACUUCAAAACACACUUGAAAAUACACACACACACACACACACACACACACACAUCUCCUGCAACAUGCUCUGUUGGAUUCCGGGCUCACUUUGUUUACUGCUGCAGUGGACAGACAUGAAGAAAAGACUGUUCUAAUCUAUAUUUUCACAGAGACUACUCAAAAGAUAGAACAGAAACUUCACACUUCUGUGACUGAAGACCAUUUUUAAGUGAACGAAGAAACUAUGAAAGUGUAUUUCAGAGAAAAUGUUUAUUGCGGACAGCAACAACAACAAAAAAAUAAUAAAACAGUUACUUGAUUUUC